Molecule: messenger RNA, 252 nt
Organism: Saprolegnia parasitica CBS 223.65
Lineage: Eukaryota; Oomycota; Saprolegniomycetes; Saprolegniales; Saprolegniaceae
Exons: 3
Coding region: 1-252 (83 amino acids)
Source: RefSeq, a predicted model, not a curated record
AUGAAUCUUUGUUGCUGCAGCGGCGUCGACAUCUCCUGUUGUCGCUGUGCAGCUUUUACUCAAAGAAAACUGUGCAGACACCGGUUGCAAUUCAUGUCGAUAAGUGAGUUAGUUGGUGGCCAAUGCGUCCAUUCGGAGUUGAUUGGGACGAUGCAGCAGGACACGAAUUAUUGCCAGAAGACCAGCUUCCCUACUUAUGUUGAACGAUGUGUUUACAACAUUUCUGUGGCCUCGCGCCAUUCCCAGUUGUAG